Pristis pectinata (smalltooth sawfish) is the source of this 2329-nucleotide messenger RNA. Its product is annotated as beta-arrestin-1-like. Gene Ontology annotation, molecular function: G protein-coupled receptor binding. NCBI's taxonomy places the organism in Eukaryota, Metazoa, Chordata, Chondrichthyes, Rhinopristiformes, Pristidae. The record is from RefSeq and is a predicted model, not a curated record. Gene Ontology annotation, biological process: signal transduction; G protein-coupled receptor internalization; visual perception.
GGUUCAGUCUGUGUGUGUGUCUCUCUCUCUACCGACUGCCAACAAUGGGGAAGGAAUAGGAAACUCGUUGCAAGUAGCAGAAUUUAACGUAGAGGGAGAGGGUGUGUGUCAGCAAAAAAAAAAGGAAUUUGCAAAGAGGGGGUGGGCAAAAUUGUGUGUGUGUGAGAGAGAGAGAGCAAAACCAUCGCCCAGUGAAAUAUUCCGCCCAGCUCCUGGGAGCUCAGGGGGAAAAUGAGCGACAGGGGGACGAGAGUUUUUAAAAAGUCAAGCCCAAAUGGAAAGCUCACCGUCUACCUGGGGAAGAGGGACUUUGUUGACCAUGUGGACUUUGUGGAGCCCGUGGACGGGGUGGUGUUAGUGGAUCCAGAGUACCUCAAGGAGCGGAAAGUGUUCGUGACCUUGACCUGUGCCUUCCGAUAUGGCCGAGAGGAUCUGGACGUGUUGGGACUGACCUUCCGGAAGGACCUCUUUGUCGCCAAUGUCCAAGCCUUCCCACCAGUAGCAGAGGAGAAGAAACCCCUCACCCGCCUCCAGGACCGUCUGAUGAAGAAACUGGGAGAACAUGGUUACCCCUUCAUAUUCGAGAUCCCUCCCAACCUGCCCUGUUCAGUCACCCUGCAGCCAGGGCCCGAAGACACAGGAAAGGCCUGUGGAGUCGAUUUUGAGGUGAAAACCUUCUGUUCAGACAACCUGGAGGAACGAAUCCACAAACGGAACUCAGUGAGGCUGGUGAUACGCAAAGUACAGUACGCGCCGGAAAAGCCCGGACCCCAACCCAUGGCCGAGACCACCCGCCAGUUCCUCAUGUCCGACAAGCCCCUCCACCUAGAGGCAUCACUGGACAAGGAGAUUUAUUAUCACGGAGAGCCAAUAAAUGUAAAUGUCCACGUGACAAACAACACAAACAAAACCGUCAAGAAACUAAAGAUCGCAGUCCGUCAGUAUCGCCGAUAUCUGCCUGCUUCACACGGCCAGUACAAGUGCCCUGUGGCCACAGCUGAAGCUGACGACAUCGUAGCCCCCAGUUCCACCUUCUGCAAAGUGUACACCUUGACGCCUUACCUGGCCAACAACCGAGAGAAGCGUGGCCUUGCGCUGGAUGGCAAGCUCAAACAUGAAGACACCAACCUGGCCUCCAGCACCUUGCUUCGGGAUGGAGCCAAUAAGGAGAUCCUGGGCAUCAUUGUGUCCUAUAAAGUCAAGGUGAAGCUGGUGGUUUCGCGAGGAGGCAUCUUGGGAGACCUUGCCACAAGUGACGUGGUUGUCGAGCUCCCUUUCACCCUAAUGCACGCAAAACCAGAGGAGGAGACACUUCACAGAGAAGCUACAGAGAGCGAGGCUCCCAUCGACACCAAUCUGAUCGAGUUUGACACCAACGACGAUGAUAUUGUCUUCGAGGACUUUGCUCGCCAGAGGUUGAAGGGCCUGAAAGACGAGAACGAUGAAAAUGAAGACGGAGCGAAUUCACCGCAACACAACGACCGAUGAAAUGCCCUGGCCUCGCAUCGCAGUCGCUCCCGCUACACGAAAAGCUGCCGGUGUUUGUAGUUUCCUCUUCCUUGUAAUAUUAAAAAAAAGUACUCUGGAUAAUUUUGAGCCUAGAACUCUUGGGCUGUGAACAGAAGACUGGUGCAGGAGUGAUACUGGUUCCUUCACAGCCUCUUCAGCCUUUGGUAGGUGUCAGUGCCCCCACCGGGGACACCGUUCUCCAGGUUUCCCAAUCCAUCCAGGAAUUUCUAGGACAAUGCUGGGAGCUAAACAAAAAAAAAUGGAAUUCCAAAACACUGCAGACGCUGGAAGCUUGAUACUGCUGGAGACACUCAGUGGGCCAGGCAGUAUUAUUGGAGAGAGAAGCAGUUAACAUUCUGUCAGACCUGUUGAGUGCUUCCUGCAUUUGCUGUGGUUAUUUUGUAACACCUGGGAGUGUAGGACAUAAUGGGCUUUGGUAAAUUGCAUUGUUUCUUAGAUGUUAAUAGGAGGUGGGGCAUGGGGUGGGGGUUGGGGGGGAAUCCCAAGGAGUUGGUGAAACUAGAGAUCCCAACAGAUCCCAAUCCAACACAUCUACAUAUUCCAAGUCAUUCCAAUCCAACCCAUCCCAACACAUUGCGACUCACUCUAAUCCCAUCUAACGUAUUCCUAUUGAGCCCAACCCAGUUCAGAUAAACCAAUCAAUCCCAAAACUAGUCCAAUUCAACCCACCCUACCCAUCCCAAUCAACCCCACCCAACAAAUCCCAUUUCAAUCCAGAGAAGACACCGGAGAUUGCAGAUGCUGGAAUCUGGAACAAUAAACAAACAGCUGGAGGAAUUCAGCGGGUCAAGCAGCAUGU